AUGUAUAAUCAGAUGGUAAGACCUCGAGCUCGUGGCACAGUUAGACUCGCAUCCAGAGAUCCAAAUGUAGACCCAAUUGUUGACCCAAACUAUUUAGGCGAUCCGUACGACAUGGACUCCACGGUUCAUGGCAUCAGAAAUAUGAUAACUCGCAUCUCAACUGUGGGUCCAUUUGCGGCUCAAACCCGAAGAAUAACGACAACAGUCCCGGGAUGUCGUAAAUGUGGUAACGAUGACGAGUGCGACGAGUAUCUCAGAUGUCUUGUGAGGCAAACGGCACAAGCAGUCUAUAGACAUGUUGGGACCUGUAGGUGCGGAUCAGCCGCUGAUAGCAAAGCAGUGGUCGACGAAAGACUGCGAGUGAUAAAUGUGAAGAGACUUCGUGUAGUGGACGCGUCUAUUAUGCCUCAAGGAGUCAACUCCAACCACUUGCCCGCAGCCGUUAUGAUCGCUGAAUAUGGCUCUCAAAUGAUCCAGGAUGAUAUGGUUUAG
Molecule: messenger RNA, 492 nt
Organism: Oppiella nova
Lineage: Eukaryota; Metazoa; Arthropoda; Arachnida; Sarcoptiformes; Oppiidae
Source: the annotation of a GenBank genome assembly